AACAAUCGAUAUGAUACUUUCAGUUUAUUUGAACACACUUUAUGUACUUGGUUGUCAAACACGCAAAUAAUAACCAGUGACAAGUGAUAGUGUAUCAAUGGUUUUUAACCUUUUGAUUUAAUACUUUGAAAACCAGUAGAGGAAUUAUAUUUAAUACACGAAAAUGCACGACGCUUACAAAGAAACAUCGAUAUUAAAUAUUUCUGUUCAAAUAGAGUCUAUGGCUGCGUAUGAUGACAAUUUGUUAAUCGGUACAAGAGAGGGUCAUCUCCUGAUGUAUAACGUUCCAUCUGUAUCAGAUGAAAGUCAUAAAUUAGAAUUAUUACGUCAUAGUAAAAAUUUUAAUAAAAAACGGAUCACACAGAUAGAUGUUGUACCAGAAUAUAAUUUAUUGAUAAUAUUAACAGAUAAUAUAGUGUGUGUUCAUGAUUUGAAUUCUCCAAAUUUUCAACAAAUUUACCAACUACCAAAAACUCGUGGUGCUACAUUAUUUACUUUAGCAAUACAAUCAACAGAGUGUUCAACUAGUAAUAAAAAUACAGUUGUGCACUUAUGUGUUGCUGUAAAACGUAAGCUACAGUUCUACUGUUCCAUAGGAAAAAAAUUUGAGGAAUUGAAAAAGUUUGAGCUAUCUGUACCAGAUAUACCACGAGAAUUAGCUUGGUGUGGUGAAUCACUGAUUUUGGGUUUCCGUGGUUUGUCUUAUACAAUUUUGACCAUGGAUGAAAAGCCCAAAGAAUUAUUUCCAACUGGAAAGUCUCCUGAACCAAGUAUUACAAAAUUGUCUGAUGAUUCUUUCGUAUUAGGCAAAGAUUCUCAAUCAUUUGUUAUGGAUACAAAAGGUGAAUUGGUUCAACAUAAUCCAGUUAAAUGGUCCGAUACACCAAGUGCAAUAGCAUGGGAUGAUCCUUAUCUACUUGGAAUUGUACAUGACACAUUAGAAGUAUAUACUAUAGAAGGUUGCAUACACAUUCAAACGAUAAAAGACUUGAACAAAGCUAGACUUAUAUAUAGAUGUAAACAAGGAAAGAUUUUUGUAGCGUCUAUUAGUCACAUCUGGUGUGUCAGAGCAGUCGAUGUAACACUACAAAUUAGAACAUUACUUGAACAAAACCAGUUUCAGCUCGCGCUGAAACUAACUAGUUUAUUGGAUAUAACCGAAGAAGAAAAAAUUAAACAGACAUAUAAAAUACAGACAUUGUACGCACAUUACCUUUUUAGUAACAAAAGAUUUCAAGAGGCAAUGGAUUUAUUUUUAAAGUUAGGAACAGAUCCAUAUGAAGUGAUUAGAUUGUUUCCUGAUUUAGUUACACUAUCAAGCAAUAAUCCUGAACUCAAUGAUUCAACAGCCAGUUUGUCAAAACUACAAGAUCAUGAUUUAGAAAAAGGUUUGCGCGCAUUAAUAGUUUUUCUUACCGAAGUUAGAUUUCAGUUAGUGAAUGAUACAAAAGCAGAAAAAAGUAUGACAGCAGUAGCUACCGAACAGCUUUUAAAAAUUAUAGACACGACUCUGUUAAAAUGUUAUUUGCAGACGACUGAUGCAUUGGUAGCGCCGUUACUUAGAUUAAACCAUUGUCAUCUAGCAGAAGCUGAGAAAACGUUACUAAUGUAUCAAAAGUAUCCUGAGCUUAUCAUAUUGUAUCAAACUAAAGGGCAGCAUAGGAAAGCUUUGGAACUUCUUGAAAAACAUGCUAAAGAAAAUGAUCCUAGUCUCAGGGGCACCGAGAGAACAAUACAAUACUUGCAGCAUCUUGGCAAAGAUCAUAUGGAUUUAAUUUUAAAAUUUGCUGGUUGGGUUCUGAAUGAAGAUCCAGAACAAGGACUUCGAAUUUUUAUGGAAGAUAUACAGGAAGUUGAGCAGUUGCCAAGACCAAAAGUAUUGGAUUAUCUUCUUCGUUGUUACAAAGAUUUAGUUAUAACGUAUUUGGAGCAUGUAGUACAUAUUUGGAAUGAAACUAAUUCACUGUGUCAUAAUGUUUUAAUACAUCAGUAUAAAGAGAAGUGUUUAGCAUCUAUGAGCGAUAAUGCUACACCAGCUGAAAAACAAGCAGGUCAACAUAUUAGACAAAAAUUACAACAGUUUUUAGAGAAAUCUGUAUAUUACACUCCAGAGACGAUAUUAGUACAUUUUCCGUUUGAUAAUUUAUUCGAGGAACGUGCAAUUAUUCUUGGACGACUGGGACGCCACGAACAAGCCAUAUCGAUAUAUAUUAGUAUUCUUAAUGAUAUACCAAAGGCGACCGAGUAUUGUCACAAUGUAUACAACAGGUAUCAAAAAGCUGCAGAUAAACAAAAACAGUCUGACGAUGCAGAUAAGGUUUACGUAAUGCUUAUUCAACAGCUAUUGAAACCUGAUAACGAUGGUGUUUUGAAAACAGGAUGUAGUUCCGAGAUUCAACGUACAGCGCAACCUGAUUUGGAAAUGGCACUUGAAUUACUUGAAAAACAUGCAUCAAAAAUAAAUCCAUUGAAGGCAUUAGAUGUUCUACCAGAUACAGUGCCGAUAGGAAGAAUAAAACACUUUUUAGAAGUUAGUUUGCAGGAGAAACUGAAUGCUAGAAGACGAAUACAAGUUUUGAAAGGUUUACUUUAUGCUGAACACUUACAAGUGCAGGAGCAACGUAUGCAUUAUGAAUCGCAAAACGUUCUUAUGACGGAAUUUAACAUAUGUCCAGUAUGUAAGAAAAGAUUUGGCAAUCAGAGCGCAUUCGCUAGGUAUCCGAACGGCGACAUUGUACACUAUUCGUGUCAAGAUCGUAGAGCAUAACGAAGAAAUAAUUUAAAUAAUGUAUUCGUAUGAACAUAUAAUUUAUAUGUAUUUAUAUUAAACAAUUUAAAAUGUAUACUGCAGUGUAUUUAUGCUCGUGUUAUGUAUAUAAAUGUAUACAUUUUUCCAUUUGCCUUCCUUUUAAAACUUUUGUGAUCUAGUCUUAAGCUUUGUUUAAUUUUGUAAUACAAACAAUGAUACAUAAUUUACAAUUUAUUUCCCUCCAAAAGAACACCGAGAACGACUGUUGGAAGAAAACUGCAUAAAAUGCUACGAUACUUGUUGCAUAUACGCGUGUAUAUAUACAUAUGUUAAUUUUUCAAUUUUAGAAUUUAAGAAAGGUCAAAUAAUAUGAAAAUAAAGAUGUCGUAACAUA
Molecule: messenger RNA, 3143 nt
Organism: Hylaeus anthracinus
Lineage: Eukaryota; Metazoa; Arthropoda; Insecta; Hymenoptera; Colletidae
Gene: Vps39
Product: vam6/Vps39-like protein
Exons: 11
Coding region: 164-2767 (867 amino acids)
Biological process (GO): intracellular protein transport; autophagy; vesicle-mediated transport
Cellular component (GO): membrane; cytoplasm
Molecular function (GO): protein binding
Source: RefSeq, a predicted model, not a curated record